AUACAAACAGCUCGAAAGAUUGAUACAGUCAACCAUUUGCAAAAGGCAGAGAACGAUCAGGAUCGCCCACAUAAUACAGCCCAAGAUGCUCUUCAACAACGUCAAGCGUGCGGCAACUUCGCCCAUGCUCUCCAGCACCUGCCAGCAAACCCGCACUUACGCUGUACAACGUACUGCUCUGCCACGCUUGUUCCCGCAGACUGUCGUCCUUUCCAACGGAGCGACUGUCACUAGAAUGACCACCUCACCUAAACCAUCGUACCGUCUAGUUCGUGACAACCGCAACAACCCGCUCUGGAACCCCCAUAUGAACUUGGCAAACCGAUCAGACGAGUCUGGCCGAACGGCAUUGUUCCAGUCUCGUUACGGAUUUGACUUUGGUGGAGCAGAGGAAGAAGGGGAGGACUCUUUUGCGGACUUGCUUGUGGGUGGUGUUGAACCACUCAAAGGAAAGGAAUACCAAAAGAAGAAGAAGGGCAAGAAAUAA
Molecule: messenger RNA, 487 nt
Organism: Saitoella complicata NRRL Y-17804
Lineage: Eukaryota; Fungi; Ascomycota; Saitoellomycetes; Saitoellales; Saitoellaceae
Exons: 2
Coding region: 86-487 (133 amino acids)
Biological process (GO): mitochondrial translation
Cellular component (GO): mitochondrial large ribosomal subunit
Molecular function (GO): structural constituent of ribosome
Source: RefSeq, a predicted model, not a curated record